Molecule: messenger RNA, 14496 nt
Organism: Mirounga angustirostris (Northern elephant seal)
Lineage: Eukaryota; Metazoa; Chordata; Mammalia; Carnivora; Phocidae
Gene: DNHD1
Product: dynein heavy chain domain 1
Exons: 41
Coding region: 1-14496 (4831 amino acids)
Biological process (GO): flagellated sperm motility
Cellular component (GO): inner dynein arm; sperm flagellum
Molecular function (GO): dynein light intermediate chain binding; ATP binding; minus-end-directed microtubule motor activity
Source: RefSeq, a predicted model, not a curated record
AUGGAACCUCACCAGCACAUAAGUCUCUCUUCCCUUCCAUUGCUUCCUGUACCCCUUACAGGUGAGACCCAGCAGCCAGGAGCCUGGAACUGGCAAUCAGAGCCUGAACAGUGGGCGAGGUCAGUUCGACAGCAGUUGAAUGCCCAGCUCCUCUUGGUCUCAGAGCAGAAGGCAGGUCCGUCUCCUGAAGACGCGGCAUCUGAAGACCAUGAAUCCCAGCACUCCGUCUGUGUUCCAGAAGCAGAAGAGCAGCCCCAGGACCAUCAGAGGCAGCAGAGGAAGUUCCUGAAGGCAGUGAGCCAGUCACAGCAGCCCACGGUGCUGGAGCUCCUGGUGGCGGAGCUCCAAACUCUGUUCUCAGCUGUGCUGCAGGACGGCAGCCCCGCAGCUUGGCACUACCUGCAUGCCGUGCUGCGUCUGCUGCCUCCAUAUCGUGCACUGCUUGUCGGUCGCCUUGAUCUGCUGCCCUUCCUGGAGCAGCUGUCCCACCGGGCCCCCUGGGUCCAAUCCCAGUUCCAGCUGGACCUGCUAGAUGCCAUUGAGCAGGCCUUCCCCCCAGAUACCUCUUUGUUAGAGGGUGCCUCCCAUAUUGAGUGCUGUCCCCAGAAGCAGAAGUUCCAUCGUGGGCCCCCACGCCCAGCCUGCCCUUUUGUGCAGGCCCGGUGGGGUGGGCAGCAAGUAGGGGAGGAGUUGGCUACAUGGCUGCGACCACUGACACUGCCUGAGCUACAGCACAGCCUGGGUAUUGUUGGUGCUCAGGUGGCCCUGAGAGAGGCCUGGUGGCUAGAUGGCCUUAGCCUCCUGCCCUUGGCACUGGCGACAGACAUCCCCAUACAGUAUGAAUGCAGGGGCACUGACAAUGCAGUGGAGGAACCUGUUGGAAGAGCAGAGACUAAGCCUCAGCUUGAUUCAGAAGUUCCUGGCAAGGAGACCUUCCAGAAGAGAAGCACUAGCUUCUCACCUCAGACUUCCCUCCUGGGUAGCCAGGUGAAGACCAUUCUGAAGACAGAGAGAUACCUGAAGAAGAUCCACUUCCUCUAUCUCAAUGUAGCUCCCAGCCGGUACUUUAGGCCCUAUAGCCUGAUGGUGGUGCCACCAAAGAAGGUGAACCCUGAGCACUACAUCUUCUCUCCCUUUGGGAUCCUGCAUGUGCAUCCUGUGGAGGGCAGUGAGACAAUGACGCUGGGCACCUGGCACCGCCACUCUGUCCUCUGGCAGCAGCUCCAGUCCAUUCCAUUCUUCAAAUAUUGCCUCUUAUACAAGGCCUUGACCCGUUGGAAGAGGAGCGUGACGUUACAGGGGCUCCACCGGUGCCGGACUUUCCUCGGGAAGCACCUGCUCUUGGCUGUGCCCCACUUUGGAGCUGGGCUUCUGCAUAUUAGCAGGCUUUUGCAGGAGCUGCGCUCUGUAUCCUGGCUCCCCCAAGAGUCGGAUCGAUGCUAUGAGCUGCUGGACUUGCAGCGGGCUCUAGCCAAGGAGAACCACAAGGCUCUGCGGCUGCUCAGUCGCUGCCUGCACCUCUGCACAUCCAUCCUGCAACUGGUUCACGAGGAUACGUAUCACAUGCAACAGGGCCUGCAGGAGCGAGUGAAAAACUGCAAGAGGAUCAGGACGGACCAACGCUCCGUAUACCUUCAGAGGGUAGAGUGCCAACAGCUGGAGCAGAAGCUGAAGCAGGCAGAGGCCUGGUUGCUGCGGCUGGGACAGCUGGCCCGCCUAGUAGACUACAUGAUUUGCCAGAGCCUUGUGUCUAUCGUAGAGGAGGAGAUAACCUCCUUUGUGGCCAACAUGCUGCAAGUGAGGUGGUGGGUGGCAUGUGGGGAGGUGGGCAGAGGCAGGCAGCAGACACUGACAUGUAGCCCCCUGACCUCUCCUGGCCCUUCCUUACAGGCCCCAAGGAAGAAACCCUUUCUCUCAGCCCAGCUGGUCUUUGACAAUCAUGGCCAGCUGUCUCAUGAGCCGUGUAUUGAAAAUAUGAUCCAGAUUUUAAAUGUGGGCCUGCAGUCUGUCAAGGCCUCUGUCCUGAAGGUAAUGCAAUCUCCAGACCUGAAGACCCCCUGCGACUCCUUGUAUUCUGAAGAAGAAGAUGAAGAGGAAGAUUCGAACACGGAAUUGGUGAUGCCCAAGCUCCAGGGCCAGCCCAGCGAUGCUGUGCACAUCUUCUGUGGCCCGAAUAUAGGGUUGGUGUGGCCCUGGAAAUCUCACACUAUUACCGAAGCCCUAGAGGUCCGUGGGUACCGGCUACGGGGCCAGUACUUGCCCCCCAAUUAUAAGCAGCUGCAAGAGGAUCUGGACAACAAUCCUCGGAUCCAGCAAGCACUGACUACGCAACAGGCCUUGCUGGAGGGCAUGCUGUGGGAGGUGAAGGAAUUCUGCAGGGAACAUCACUGGAUGACAGGCAUUCAUCAGUUCCUGCAAGCCUGGGGGCCUCAGAAGCUGGAGUCCAUGAGAGGUUGUCCUCUCAAGAACUACGUGAUGCUGGUGGGCUGCCUGAACAUUUGGCAGACCCAUGUCUCCAAUAUACCUGACAAGUUGGUCACAAAAGGCAGAUUGAUGCUGCUGAAAUGCCAUCACAUACAGUCAGAGAUGGAAUCCAAGCUGGAUAGCAUCAGGAAGGACAUUCUUACACAUGUGCAGAAUGAGUGCUGGACCCUCAGUCAGCAACUAAUAACAGAGCUCAUGGAUUUCACGGAGGUCUUCCAAACCAUCAACUCAGACAUUCAUACCAUUGCACGGUGCUCCCAGAAGUUGAACGAGGCCAAUGAGCAGUACAACAUGCUGGAGGAGCGAAUGGAAUACAUACGGUCACUCCACGAACUCAUCCGGAACCACUUUAGCCUCUUUAGUGCUGAGAACGAGGCACUGGACAUCUCGGUGAGAAGGCAAUUCCCGAAGUCACCCAUGCCUCCCAGCCCCCCUCCCCCCCACACGCUUCUGCUUGACCGCAUUCUGCUUGCCCCACAGCUCCUGGAUGUGUGGGAGGCAUUUCAAUUUGAGAAAAGCCAGGCCUCAGAGUUCCUGCUCAGCAAGCGGCAUGCCAUCGUGCCCAAGCUACAGCAGCUGAUAGCCGCGUCACUGGUGGAGCUGGAAGGCCUGAUUGACAAGGCCCUCUCCGGCCCCUUCAUGGACCCUGCACAAGAGCAGAGGAGCACUGAGCGCCAGCUCAUCUCCCUGGAGCGUCAGUUCCAGAACACAGCCAGCCACCUCAGUGAGCUGCACCAUGCCUAUGCCACCUUCACUGGGGACGAGAGUCCUGUGCCCUUGCCAGUCCGCGGGACCCGUCCGAUUGUCCUGCAGCAGCGCAUCUGGCAUCUGUACCGGGUCAUCUCUGAGAGCAUCAGCGAAUGGAAGUGCGUGGCUUUUGCCAAGUUCAGCAUGACUAUGGCCCAGGAGAAGACAGACGGCUGGCUGACGGAGGCAGCCCGGAUGAGUACAAGCCUGGGGCUGCACAGCCCAGUCCUGCAGUGCUGCGUGCGCAUCCUGGAGGAGUUUCGCAGCUACCUGCCAUUACUGACCAAGCUGGGCAGCCUCCAGCUGCAGAGCCUCCAAGCCCUUCUCAGAGCCUUAGGGCUAGACAGUCUCUACAACAUGGAACUCCUAACACUGGGCCAGCUGCUCACUUUUCCGCUGCUGGAUUUUGCAGAUCGAAUCAAUCAGAUCUGGCAGGGUGAAAAUGAACGAGUCCACGCCCAAGAAACCCUACGGCGGCUGCAGCGGGUCUGGGAGUCACGCCAGCUUCGCCUCAUCAACUUCAUCCUGCAUGUGCCCUACGAGCCCCCAGCCUUGGAGCGCUCCAAGAAGCAAGUGAUCCGUAGCCCCCAGUGGGAGGUGGUGGCCAAGGACAGCGGCACCUUCAUCCUUUCAGAUUACAGCAGCCUGCAGGAUUCUAUCCAGGAAAGUCUUCAGGUGUUGUUCAAGAUCCUGGCCAUCCAAAAGUCAGGAGACUUAAACAAAGUAGCUUUGGAGUGGGUAACCAUCAUGCAUAGCCUGAGUGCCCUGCUGGAGGUGUGGGUGACUUUCCAGCAGCAGUGGAUUUUUCUGAAUAAAGUUCUGCACGAGAUGAAGAUCGAGUUUCCUAGUCCUGACCUGAACUCCCGGUUCAAGGCCACGGAUGAUCAGUAUCGGACCCUGAUGCAGAUCUCUGUAGAUGACCCCCUGGUUCUGUCACUUAUAGUGCCCAGUGUCAAGCGGAGCCCUCAUUUCCAAGGGCAGCAGCUGCAGCAGCUGCUGCAAGCAGGCUCCGUGGAGCUGGAGGGCAUCAUUAUGGCUCUGAAGAACGUGCUCUAUAGUGUGUGUGCUCAUUUCCCCCGCCUCUUCUUCCUCAGUGAUAGUGAGCUGGUGGCCCUGCUGGCUGCCCCACUGGAGUCCUGUGAGGCUCAGCUGUGGGUAAGACGCUGCUUUCCUCAUGUGCACGCCGUGAGCUUCACGUCCAGCCCACCUGACGAACACAUGGGUGACCGGGAGGCAAGCCCCAACACAUCGACUCAGGUGGAGGCCCUGGCAGUGCUGGGGGCAGGUGGGGAGCAGGUGAAGCUGCAGAGGUCCAUUCCCCUGCAUCCAGAUCUCCCCAAGUGGCUGGCCUCCCUGGAGAAGUGCCUGCGUUCGGCACUGGUGCACAAGUUGCAGGGCUGUGUGGCCUCCCGCCUUGCUCUGGGCCCACCGAUGGAUGAGGCCUUCAAGCAGCUGCCCCAGGAAGACCAGCUGCCCCCACAGCUGUUCGCCCACCACUGGUUCCACCUGGUCCAGGCCUUCCCUUGGCAGUGUGUGCUGGUGGCUGAGGAAGUGCUGUGGCGGGCAGAGGUGGAGGAGGCUCUGCUCGGGGGGAGGGCCUCGGCCAUGGUCCCCAUGCAUGUGUGCAAGCUCGAGACCCUGGUGCACUUUAUACGGGCCCAGAGGGCCUCCCAGGGCGAGCAGCCCCUGGCUUCUGUCCGCCAGACCAGCCUGCUCAGUGCCCUGCUGGUCAUGGCAGUGACUCACCGGGAUAUAGCACAGCUCCUGCAGGAGCACCAGGUCAGCGAUCUGACAGAUUUCCACUGGGCUCGCCAACUCAAAUACCACCUGGGUUCACCUCACAUCGUUCCCCAAAGCCCCCUGCAGAGUCUCAAGACGAUUGCAUCGGCUGCGACUUCUCCGUCGCCAGCGGCGUGCUGGGUAGACGUGCUAGGCCGGUCCUUCCUGUACAAUUAUGAGUACCUGGGUCCCAGACUGGGGUCUCUGCCCAGCCUGUUGCCUGAGCGGCCAGCCCUGGUACUGCUGCUGGCCCUGGAGGAGGUGGCCUGUGGGACUCUGCUGGGCCCCGAGGGAGUAGGCAAGGCAGCCACGGCGAAGAGCCUGGCACGGGCCCUGGGGCGCCAGCUGGUGACGAUGCCUUGCCUGCCUCAGAUGGAGGCCCAGAGCCUAAGCAACUACCUGCAUGGGGCCUUGCAGGGCGGUGCCUGGUUGCUGUUGGAAGCCGCCCAGCGCCUGCCCCCUGGCUUGCUCUCCGCCCUGGGCCGGCGCCUGGCUGACCUGCACCACCUCUAUGCCCCGCUGUACCAGGAGGCCUCCCGCAGCAUCAGCACCAUGGACCCCACGCAACCCCAGCUCCUCGGCAGUGGCUUCUUUGAGAAACACCACGUAUACGUGCGCCUUGGCUAUGGCUCUCUCCUGACGCUGCGCUCCCUGAGCCCUGCCGUGCCUGCCAACCUGCGCUUGCUGCUGCGGCCUGUGGCCUUGACUCUGCCUGACCUGCAGCGAGUGGCAGAGCUGACCCUGCUGGGUGCAGGGAUGCGGGAUGCCUCCCGCAUGGCUUCCUGCCUAUCGAGAUUCUUCGCCCUGGAGCUCGAGCUGGUGUCUGCGCCCCUGCCUUGCCGCUUGGCCCUGCUCCAGCACGUACUGGAAGACAUGAUACAGGAUUUAAACACAACCAAGGAGGAGCCCAGGUCCCAGCAGGCCCACAGCCUGGCUGUGACCGAAGAGGCUGCCCUACUGCGUGCCCUGCUACGCUCACCGCUGUUCAGCAUCCUCACUGGUAUCCGCCUGCACAACCUCCAAGAGCUGCUCUAUGGGCUCUUCCCUAAUGCCAGGCAGCUGUUGGCACAGCCUGUGGCCCACGCGCCGAGGAAGCCACUGCUGGUGGAGGAACUGCAGCAGAUGGGCAUUCAUCCCAGCCCUGACAGUCUGGGGUCCCUGGAGCAGCUGAGCCAGGCUCUGGGCCGGGCUCUGGGUGUUUUGCUCCUGGGCCCUGCCGGCAGUGGCAAAACCACUUGUUGGCACAGCUUAUUUAAGAUCCAGAAUCGGCUGGCGGCCAGGGAGGACGCCUCAAGCCAGGGCUGCCAGCCGGUGGAGAUCACACACCUGUACCCCAAUGUCCUCAGCCCCCAGGAGUUCCUGGGAUGGCUAGAGGGCCCCUGCUGGCACCACGGCGUCUUCCCUAGGCUGCUGCGUGCAGCCAGUCCGGGUAAGACUGUGGGCCCAAAGGGGCCACCACAGGAAUCAGUGGGGACCCAGCACUGGAUAAUAUGUGAUGGGGUCGCCAGUGCGGCUUGGCUGGACUCCAUCACCUGCCUCCUGAAAGACGCCCCCCAGCUCAGCCUCCCCAACGGUCAGCAGAUAGCACGACCCCCAGGUACUUUUCUCCUGAUGGAGGUGGGAGAUGCAACAGGCGUGUCCCCCACAGUGGUGAGCCAGUGUGCCCUGGUCUGGUGUGGUGGGGAGCAGACGUGGCAGGGGAUGCUUAGCGUCCUGAUGGCAGCCCUGCCCCACGAGUACCGCCUGCAGCAACACACGGUCACCGAGCUCAACCACCUGGCCAAAGUGCUGGUGCCAGCGACGUUCCAGUUCCUCACCCGCCAGGGCGCCAGCUCUCUGCUGCAUGUACAUGGGCAGCAGGCCGUUUGCCCAGGUGUGGCUGAAGUCACCAGCCUGGCCCGUAUCUUACGCUGUCUGCUGGACCCCUACCUACGCAUAGAUGAGGGGCAGAAGGCACAUGUCUCAGAAGACCUCAGCUUUAGCGAGGUGGCCCAAAGCUUCAAGUCCUCAAAAAGCAGCUCUCUGAACUGGUCCCAGGUUGACAGUGAUGAUGUACCUAAUCAGCGCAAGGAACAUUUGCUGGCUAUCAGCAGCUUUCUUUUCGCGUUGAUCUGGGGCUUUGGAGGCCACCUUCCCUCCAGGCUCUGGCCCCUCUUUGAUUCCUUCUUGAGGGGUUCUAUCAGUUGCCUCUCCAACUAUCCUGAGCCACCGCCUUCAGCCUUGGUGUUUGAUCUACAUGUGUGCCCUGAUAAUGGGACCCUGGUCCCCUUCGCUGGCCAUUACCUGGGCAGCUGCAUCAGGGGAACUCUGGGCACCUUCCACCCUUCUCCGCAGACUGAACGGCUCUUGUAUGUGGUGGACCUGCUUCUGUCAGAGGGACACCCCGUGCUGCUGGCUGGAGAGGCGGCAACCGGGAAGUCCACCUUUGUGGAGGUGCUUGUGGGGCCCCAGCAUCCGUACGUGCGCAGCCCCAUCCACCCUGCCUUCACUCCCAUCCACCUUCGCCUGCUGCUGAGUCGAGGGGCCCAGGGCCAAGCACAAGCUGCCCCAUGGCCUGGGCAGCACCUGGAUUCUAAGGGCUCCCUCCUCUUCCUGCUGGAGGAUCUGCACCUGGCCGCUUCUGACCCAGAGAAGAGCUGCCAGCCAGUGUUGGAGACUCUGCGCCAGGCCAUAGAUGGCACGGUGUACGCCCACAGCACCUUGGAAUUGCAGACGCUGCAGCCUGUGGUCAACUUCCUGGCCACGGCCACAGUACCAGGCUUCUGUGAGCGCCCACUGUGCCCACGCCUCUUUCGACUCUUCACAGUGCUGGCCCUGGGGAGCGUGACCCAGGCCAUGCUGCUGAGCAGGCACACACCGAGCAUCCAGGCCUGGCUUGAGCGCUUUCCCUCUGUGGAACGGGAGGGGCUUCUAGCAAAAGCCUUGGUCCGGGCCUCGGUGGAGGCCUGGGAGGCCGUGGGCAACUGCUUUCUGCCUUCCCCCCUCCACCCACAUUACCGCUUCUCCCUGCACUCUGUGAGCCAACUACUGGGCAGCUUACAGCUGCUGCCCACCAGGAUGGGCUCCCGGGGCUUUCUGGACUGUCCCAGCCAUCAGGAGCACUUGCGCCGGGUGUCAGGCUUGCGUGGCACCCGCCUGACGAUUAUGGUGGCCAUGCGCAACAUGGUGCGUCUCUGGUUGCACGAGGCCCAGAGAACCUUUUGUGACCGGCUGGACAGCCCUAGGGAACGCUCUCACUGCGCCAAGCUGCUCCUAGAAGUAGCUCAGAGUGUGUUCUGCUGUGGGCCAGCACCCCAGAAUGGGGCCAAGGGCUCUGAGGAGGAGGAGGAGGAAGAGGAGGAGGAGGAGAGGGUGCCUGAAGUGGAAUCCGAAGGGGAGCUGGCCCAGUGGGAAGACUUAAGCAACAGCGACAGUGAGACAGAGGAGGAGGAGGACCCUUAUGGCCUGCAGGUCACCACCAGCUCACCCUCCUGUGAUUCGGGUCUAGCACCUUCCAUAGCACCAGUAAGGAGGGAGACCAUAGAAAGCCUAAGUCCGAAGAUAAGCCAGCAGGAGGGCACAAAGGCUUCUGGCUACAGACUCCAGUUAAACAGAAGCAAGAAUAGGUGGCAGAAAACCUCCCGGAGGGACACGGCCUCACCCCUUCUGCUACCAGUGCUGCUACUCCGCCCCCAGGAAAAGCCCUCAGACCUGGUGUUCAGUCAGGAGCUGAUCCUGGGGUCCAGCUCUGAGAGCCCCAGCUUGUACCUGGAACGGCAGUGGGAGAGCCUGGAGGAGCAGCUGUCCACUGCAGCUGCUCAGUUGAAGCUGAACGCCCACCUUGCCCGGUGCCACUCCAUGGCCAAGCACGUGGCCCGCCUGGUCCGGGUGCUGGCCAGGCCCCGGCAGCACGGCCUGUUGUUCUCAAGGGCUCUGGGUACUGGGCGCCGUACGGCCAUCACUCUGGCAGCUAGCAUCUGCCAGGCCCGCCUCUUCCAUCUGCCGUCUGGCGCAGAGGACGCCGUCCUCCAGUGCCUACGGGAGGCCAGUUGGCAUGCUGGCGUGUUAGGCCAGCCGGUGGCCCUGCUGGUGCCCAAGGGUGUGGAUCUUACCACCCUUCAUCGUCUGCUGGCCCUGGCAACCUUGGGCAGUUUCCCUGACCAGUAUACAGAGGCAGAUCUGGACAGCAUUGAAGAACAUCUCCCCAGGGAGAACCUUAGUGUCAAGCAGAACAGCAAGAAGGAAACGCUGUUGCAGAGGUUCUAUCAGCAAGUCUGCAACCACCUGCAUAUGUUCAUCCUGCUUGGAGAUGACCAGGCCCACAGACAGCUGCCCUCCACCCUUUUCCUGAGGCUUCUUCAACUGGCCAUUGCUAGCAUUGACCGCUAUGAACCCUGGGACCAAGACUCCCUGAUCAGUGUGGUCCGGUACUACCUGGAAAGCACUCAGAAUCUAUCCAUUGAUGAUGACUCCUUGAAGUGCCCAGACCUCCAGGCGUCAAUUCCCAGGGUGGCCAAAGCCAUGGCUCUCAUUCACCUUUCGGCUGUCAGCUACUAUGGACACCUAUGCCCUGAGUUACCACUCGUCACCCCCAAGACUUUCCUAGACUUUCUGGACGCCUUCAUGCUGCUGCAGCAACAGAUGACCCUGCAGAUUAAGAACAAGUUCCAGCGGAUCCAGAAUGCCUUAGAAAAUUUGAGAAUGCUGAUCGAGAAGCACAAUGCCUACACCAACUUUGUCUUCAACUUGGAACAGCUGCUGAAAGACUCCCGCAAGACCGUCAGCAUACAUCAGCAGCAGCUAGAGAAGGGCAAGCUGCUGUUCAGGCAGCAGCUAGGAGAGUGUCAGCAGCAGGAGAACCUCAUCGGGAACCUGACCAAGCAGCGGGAUGCCCUGCAGGCUCAGCAUGAGGCUUUCCUGGAGCAGAUGGGCAAGGCCUUCCUGGGACCUCUGAGCCAGCUGCAGGUGGCUGACUUUGAGGAGAUACGGAGCUAUCGAGCGCCACCAGAAUCGGUGGUCCAGGUGACCGAUGCACUGUGCGACCUGUUCCACUGUGAAAGAGGCUGGGCCAGUGCCAAGCAACUCUUAGGCACCGAGGAUUUUUAUCAGGAGCUGGUGUUCUUCCCCAAGGAGAAGAUGACGGACUCAGAGAUGAUAAAGUUAACCCAAGCUCUGAAGGCUCCAGGUAUGAGUGACGCAGCUCUGCGGGCAGUAAGCAUACCCGCAGCAAACCUGGCCGCCUGGCUCUGGGCUGUUCUGCGCUAUGGGCUGGCCCAGCGCCGAGGACUGCCCACGGGCCUCCUGCUGCGGCAGAUCGAGGCCACGCUGGCUCGGGAGCAGGCCCGCCUGGGCCACUGCCAGUUUCAGGCCCAGGAGACCCUAGAGCACAAUUUGGAUCUGGCCAAGACACUGGAAGAGGCUCGGGCUUCGAACAACCGUAUGAUAGAGAAACUCAGUCAGGCUCAGUGUGGCCAAUAUCACAAGUGGCCCAUCAAGGCUGCACUGCUCACACCCAUGCACUCCUGGACUACAGAGCUCCAGAAGUUGAAGGGGCACUGCCUGACUGUGUUCGGAGACGCCCUCCUGUGUUCAGCUGCCAUCAUCUACCUGGGUCCUUUCCCACCAGUGCGGCGCCAGGAGCUACUAGACAAGUGGCUGGCUCUGUGUAGGGGCUUUCAGGAGACCCUGGGCCCAGAUGAUGUGGCACAAGCCCUGAAGCAGAAGCAGAAAUCUGUCGUCGUGCCACCAAAGAAACCCCUGCUCUCCGUACGCUCUCCCUUCAGCCUUCUGUCCUUGCUGAGCUCCGAAUCCGAACAGUUCCAGUGGGACCGAGACCUGAAGCCCCAGGCGAAGUCAGCCCGCCUGGCAGGCCUGCUUCUACGAAGCAACACCCACUACUCCAGUUGCCGUUGGCCUCUGGUGCUUGACCCCGGCAACCAGGCCCUCAUCUGGCUGAACCCACUGCCUCUGCAAGAGACUAGAUGCUUGGCCCCAGGCCCCACAGAGUACAGAGGUAAAGGCUUUGUGAGAAAUCAAGAAGAAGAGGAGGAAGACGACAGUCGUGAAGAGUGUGAUAAGGCUAAGGACAAGACAAAAGAGCGGAAGACAGAGGACAGGGAAAAUGAGGAGGAGGAGGGAGAAAAGGAAGAGGAGCAAGAACACGAGGAGGAGGAUGAGACAGAGAGGCAGAGGUCAAGGCCAGCCUCUGACACUGGGUCUCUGCCCCUUCCCUACCUUCGUGUACUCUCAGGCACUGACCCAGAGUUGGGUCCUCAGCUCUGGGAGGCAGCUGCCAGUGGCCUGCCCGUGCUACUGACCAACAUGGAGCUGGGCCUAGGGUGCCAAGAACUGCAGUGGCUACUGCAGCGGGAGGAGCUGAGCCCUUCCCAGGUGCAGCCGGGCUUCUGUCUCUAUCUGAGCACUAGUCUCCCCCUCAGUGCCUUGGAAAAAGUGCUAGGUUAUGAACUGCUGAAGGGGCUGAAUGUGCUGGAUCUGAGCCUGAACAUGGAUAUCCUAGAAGACCAGAUGCUGCAUGAAAUCUUGGGCAUAGAGUGUCCCGAGCUCAAGAGCCGUUGGCGGGACCUAAAGACCAGAGCCCUGGACAGCUGUGCAGCUGUGGAGGCUGCUGAGGAGCGGCUGCUGCUGAUGCUACUCCAGAACCCAAAACAUCAGAAACCAGCUAAAUUCCUACGGGACAUGGUGAGGGCGCAGGCAGAGCUAUGUCAGCUGCGCGCUCACUGCGAGGAUCUAGAAGAGCUGAGACUGCAGGAGGUGGCAUUGUGGGCGCCCUAUAGGCGUGUGGUCUGGCACGCGAUGGCCAUAAUAAAGGCCCUUAGCCCGCUGCAGAACCUGCUGCCCCUUUUCCGCAUGAGCCCCGACAACUGGCUAGCGGCCACCAAGCGGGCUCUGAACAGCAUGAAGCAGUGUGAGAUUCACCAGGGGGAGGACCUGCCCAGCCAUCUGCUGCAUCUGAGAACACAGCUGACCCGCCAGCUACUGGGCAGCACCGUGGCUGCCCUGGGCCCGAUCCACGUACCACUGGUGGGAGCCUUGGGUGCUUUGGCGCUGCUGCGAGCGGCAAGGAAAGCACCAGAGCUGGAGAGGCUAGCCUUUGUGCCUGGCCUGGCAGCCUCCCCUAGCACGGGCUACAGCAAGCCAGGGGUGGCUCGGCCGGCCUGGCUGGGGCUGAGAGCCUGGCAUGAAUGUGGCCUGUUGGAGAUGUUGCCCCCAUUUCCGGGGCUGUGUGCAUCCCUGGCAGGCCAGUCCAGUGUUUGGCAGGCUUACCUGUCAUUGUCAUCCACAGUGCUGGGUCCUGCACCUGGGCCUGGGCCUGGACCCGAUCCACUCAGCCUCCUCCAGAAGCUGAUUCUGUGGCGUGUGCUGCGACCUGAGUGCCUGGCAGGAGCCCUGGCAGACUUUACCACCAGCCUCCUGGGCCGGCCCCUGGACGAAAACCUGGGUGCCUCCACCAUACCCUUCGAACACAGCCAGGCUACUCAGCCUGUGCUGAUCUUGUUGCCACCACCUGGUCACCCCACAGCCACCAUGCAUCCCCUGACUGUCAUCCAGAAACUGGCUGCCAGGCAUGAGCAGGGGCAGAAGCAUCUGGAGGUGAUCGCCCUAGGCUCUGAAGCCUGGGACCCAGUGUCAGCAGUGGUCAGCACGCUAUGCCAGGCUAUGCACAGAGGGCACUGGCUGGUGUUGGAGAACUGUCAUCUGAUGCCUCGCUGGCCAAAGGAGCUGCUACAGCCCUUGCUGGGGCUGUUGGAUGGAGCCAGGGUGGUCUCGGACCUGGAGUUAGAACCGCUUCUAGCCCAACCUGCAAGCAGGAGUGUGACGACCGUCCACAGAGAUUUCCGUCUUUGGCUUAUUUUGUCUGCAGAGGCUAUUGCUUCCUUACCAGCUGCGCUGACUCAGCACUCCAUGCCUGUUUUCUGGGAGCAGUCUCUGGAGCUGGGCCACGUCUUGAUGGACAGCUUGGAGCUAGCCCAGCAAGAACUCUCUGUGCAACCCCCAGCAAGGGUGCUGCCUCUGCUUCUCUUACAUGGCCUCCUGCUACACCGGCAGCAAUAUGGAAUGAAGCUGCAGGCACACAGGGGGCGCUGGAGUACAGUGACCCUGACGCAGGUCCUUCAGAUCCAAGAGCAGCUGUGGGCCGGCCUUAGCAAUCCCAGUGCUGCCAUGCAGGAGCUAGCGGCUUCCGUUUUCUAUGGGGGUCCUGUGGGAGACAAGAAGGACAGGGAGGCCCUGAUUAGCCUAACACAGGCCUGCCUGAGCCCCAACAGCCGGAGCUGGGCUCAACCACACACACCCCAGUAUCUGCUGUCUACUCUGUUGCCCAGCCCAGAGCUAGGGGAGCUGGAUGCUUUGGAAGAGUGCAAGGCCCAGAUGCACCUCUUGCCCACACCUCCUGAACCCCAGAGCUGCGGACUGAGCGCUGGCCCCCAGGCCUGGCUGUUACGACGCCAGAGCCGCACUCUCUUGAACGCGCUGCAGCGGAGUUUACCCACUUGGGUUUUUGCGUCUCGAGGAGGCUCCCGACACGCUGAAAGGCGGCUGCGGCAGCGCCUAGUGCAAGCCAAGUGGAGGCUGGAGUCGCUGCAGGCUCUGCUGGCGGAGACCGCCCGUCAGGAAGAGUCUGGCGCCGGGUGGCUGGUGCUGGGACUGAGCUCGCAGCGGCCUCUGCAGGCCUUCCUCCAGACAGAGGUGCUGGAGCUGAGCCAGCUGGCGGGUGCACUGCAUCGGGACCUGGAUUGCCUGUUGCAGCAGCUGCAGGGCGCGCCCCCGUGCGCCUCCCCGCGCUGUGCGGCCGUGGCCCAAGCUCUCUGGACUGGCCGCCUACCCCCGCCUUGGCGUCCCCAUGUGCCUGCUGGCCCCCAGCCACCCUGGCACUGGCUGCGACAGCUGUCACGCCGUGGGCAGCUGUUGGUUCGCUACCUGGGCGUGGACACCAAAGUACCAGAGCGCAUCUUUCACCUCUCAGCCUUUCGCCACCCACGCCGCCUGCUGCUGUCACUGCGUUGGGAGGCUACCUUUGCUACCACCACCCUGAACCAGCGUGCGCCUAGCUCGAAUUUCUCUGGUUGCCAAGGCUCCAGCUCCAGUGGGCUCCCCCAUGAACAUCAGGAGCUGAACAGCAACCCUUUGCACCUCCAGGUGGUGAAUGGUCCAAAUCCUACCGUUCCAGAGAUGGGGCUGCUGCUGAUUGGGCUCCAGCUCCAGAAUGCCGAGUGGGACCCGUUAGCAGGGGCCCUGCAGGACAGCACCUGCAGCCAGCCCAGCCCUCUGCCUCCGAUCAGCGUCAGUGCCCAGGCCCUGGGCCCCAGUGACUUGCCACCCCCACCUGGCCUGGCUGUGUAUUCCUGUCCUGUGUACCUGGAAGGGCCCCUAGGUAUCACUAGGCUGCACAGCAGGCACAUUCUGAUGCACCUGCCCCUGCCCACGAAGCUCAGCCCCGCCACCUGUGACCAACGGAGGGUCCAUGUGUGCAGCCCACCUUUGCUGUGA